AUGGCGGAGAGGUAUCGGUUGAUCGGAAUGCCCCAACUUGGAUUUGUCCUGACAUGCAAACUGGGUAGUACCAGCUACAUGACGCCUGUUCAAGAAGACGCCAAGUCAAACCUUGAAGGGUUGAUGGCCCAAGAAUAUCAAGAGAAUGUUGAUGUUCACGACGUCGAUGGGUGGUCAGUGGUCUGA
This is a messenger RNA of Penicillium cataractarum, 186 nucleotides long. RefSeq lists its product as uncharacterized. The record is from RefSeq and is a predicted model, not a curated record. The transcript is spliced from 2 exons. Lineage: Eukaryota; Fungi; Ascomycota; Eurotiomycetes; Eurotiales; Aspergillaceae. The coding region runs from base 1 to 186 and encodes 61 amino acids.